Molecule: messenger RNA, 1529 nt
Organism: Coccinella septempunctata (seven-spotted ladybird)
Lineage: Eukaryota; Metazoa; Arthropoda; Insecta; Coleoptera; Coccinellidae
Product: major facilitator superfamily domain-containing protein 9-like
Exons: 6
Coding region: 302-1486 (394 amino acids)
Biological process (GO): transmembrane transport
Molecular function (GO): transmembrane transporter activity
Source: RefSeq, a predicted model, not a curated record
CAUGCUAACCUUCACGUGACGUAAUUUUGGACGUGUGUUCUGUUCUCGUCUGAAAUUAUACGAUUUACGACAAGAUACACGACAAAAUUCAUUCGGCUCUCUAAAACAAACAGAGUCGAAUGAAUGGUAGCAACAUCAAGUAUUCAUGGUGCUAGAAUCGAAUCGAUGGCAGUGAUAAGAUAAGAAGAAAAAUCGUAUUCGACGGGGAUUGUCCAUCAAGGGAAUGUUCAGUCGAUUUUAAUCAUUGCAUGUUGUUGAUUUACAAUUUGACGAUUAAUUAUCCUAAAGAAAAGAAAUUACGAUGCUGUCGACGAAGAAUAAGCUACUGCUGUGCCUGGUGUUGGACAACGUGGGCUUCACCAUGAUGAUUGUAUUGUUUUUUCCUUACAUUAACGGCAUCGGCGGAUCUCAGCUCUAUCAGGGAUCUAUAAUGUCGGUAAUGUCGUUCAUCGGACUGAUUUGGAACCCUAUGAUUGGCAGUUUAGGCGACAGCUACGGCAGAAAGAUCAUCCUCCGAAGAAUGACCAUGAUUAGUGCCAUUUCGAACGCCAUGCUCCUCGUGAGCGAUUCACUCGCUUGGAUUUUCGUGGCCAGGGUCAUGUCAGCCUUUGGGGGACCGUUGAUACCUGUUUUGGCAACUGCCGCUAGCGAAUUUCUGAGCAAGGAAGAGCAAUCGUCUUAUUUCGGAAAACUACCCGCUGUCAUGGCCAUAGCCUUCAUAGGAGGAUCACUGGUUGGUGGAUUCAUAAGCGAAUUACCGAACGGUUUCACCUUAUGUUUUCUACUGAUGGUUGUAUCCAAUGUGACGAAUAUAGGCGUGGUCUCGACCCUGCCCGACACCACCAGACCGCAAAAGAAAGAAGAAGAAUCCCUCUCGAUCCUCAAGAUCGCCGACAGGGAGGUGAAGAACAUCGUGGUCAAGCUGAAAAACGUCAAAUGGGCCGAAUACUCGGACAUCUUCUCCGUCAAGCUCAGCUUCGAGCUCGGCUGCUCCCUCUUCAUCCGCUCCAUCGGGCCGACCUUCGUAGAGUACGGAGUGCAGCGUAGGUCCAUGGGUUACGUGUUCACCCUCCUCAGCGUGUGCACCAUAGUCGCGAACAUAGUGGUGGAGAGCCUCAAGAAAACCGUAUACGCCGGGGACAGUCUGGGAGGAAAGAGGUUGUUCCACGCGGCCGCGCUCUACGUGACCACCGCUCUGAUGAUGAGCUUCUCGGACAGCCUGUAUUUCUUCACAGCCGGACUUAUACCGAUGGCGGUAGCCAACACCAUCUCCGGCAGCACCUUCACGGAGGCCCUGAUGGCGAAGGCGUCGGACGCGGACAGGGGCGGGGUGAACGGGGCGUUCGAGAGCAUCACCUCUUUGUGCGGGCUCGCCACGCCACUGGCAGCCGGAUUCCUGUCGGAUUGGUACGGUAACAAAUUCGUGUUGCAGAUGGCGUUGUUGCCCAGCUCCCUGGGACUUUGGCUCACUUACAAAAGAUUAUAAAAAUGCCUGUGAUAAAUAAAGUAUUUUUUAGUUUUGUUACGUA